Messenger RNA from Phacochoerus africanus (Common warthog), 9472 nucleotides. RefSeq names its product androgen receptor (gene AR). The record is from RefSeq and is a predicted model, not a curated record. Gene Ontology annotation, biological process: regulation of DNA-templated transcription; male gonad development; androgen receptor signaling pathway. NCBI's taxonomy places the organism in Eukaryota, Metazoa, Chordata, Mammalia, Artiodactyla, Suidae. Gene Ontology annotation, cellular component: nucleus. The transcript has 8 exons. The coding region runs from base 274 to 2976 and encodes 900 amino acids. Gene Ontology annotation, molecular function: nuclear receptor activity; zinc ion binding; sequence-specific DNA binding.
CCUUCAAGAUUUGAGCAUCUUUUGAAUCUAUCCUCCAAGUAUUCAGGAACAUAUUGUGAACCUACCAGGGAAGAUCGUGUCUAGAGGGUGUUUCCUCUGCAGGAGACUUUGAGGCUGUCAGGACGCUUUGGAGUGGUUAUUCCUGCAAGUUUCCUUCCCAGGAGCUUCCCGCAGGUGGGCUGCAGAGACUACGCAUCGUAGCCUGUUGAACUCUUCUCAGCAACAGACGCGGAGACAGGAUAAAUUAGGUGGAAGAUUCUGCCAAGCUCAAGGAUGGAGGUGCAGUUAGGGCUGGGGAGGGUCUACCCCCGGCCGCCUUCCAAGACCUUUCGAGGUGCUUUCCAGAACCUGUUCCAAAGUGUACGCGAAGUGAUCCAGAACCCAGGUCCCCGACACCCUGAGGCCGCGAGCGCAGCACCUCCCGGCGCCCGUUUGCAGCAGCAGCAGCUGCAGCAGCAGGAGACCAGUCCCCGGCGGCAGCAGCAGCAGCAGCAGCAGCAGCAGCCGAGUGAGGAUGGCUCUCCCCAAGUCCAGAGCAGAGGCCCCACAGGCUACCUGGCCCUGGACGAGAAACAGCAGCCUUCACAACAGCAAUCAGCCCCUGAGUGCCACCCGGAGAGCGGCUGCACCCCAAAGCAGGGAGCUGCUUCGGCCGCCAGCAAGGGGCUGCAACAGCAGCCGCCGGCACCUCCGGACGAGGAUGACUCAGCUGCCCCAUCCACGCUGUCCCUGCUGGGCCCCACUUUCCCGGGCUUAAGCAGCUGCUCCACCGAUCUUAAAGACAUCUUGAGCGAAGCCGGCACCAUGCAACUUCUUCAGCAGCAGCAGCAGCAACAGCAGCAGCAGCAGCAGGAGGCAGUAUCCGAAGGCAACAGCAGCGGGAGAGCGAGGGAGGCCACUGGGGCUCCCAUCUCCUCCAAGGACAGUUACCUAGGGGGCAGUUCGACCAUCUCGGACAGCGCCAAGGAGUUGUGUAAGGCAGUGUCGGUGUCCAUGGGAUUGGGUGUGGAGGCAUUGGAGCAUCUCAGUCCUGGAGAACAGCUUCGGGGGGAUUGCAUGUACGCCCCACUCCUGACAGGUCCACCAUCUGUGCGUCCCACUCCUUGCGCCCCGUUGGCCGAAUGCAAAGGUUCUCUGCUGGAUGAUGGUCCGGGCAAAAGCAACGAAGAGACUGCUGAGUAUUCCCCUUUCAAGGCAGGUUACACCAAAGGGCUGGACAGUGAGAGCUUGGGCUGCUCUAGCGGCGGCGAAGCAGGAGGCUCUGGAACACUUGAGCUGCCAUCCGCCCUGUCUCUUUACAAGUCUGGAGCACUGGACGAUGUAGCAGCCUAUCCGAGUCGCGACUACUACAACUUUCCUCUAGCCCUGGCCGGGCCGCCGCCCCCUCCGCCGCCUCCCCAUCCUCAUGCUCGAAUCAAGCUGGAGAACCCACUGGACUAUGGCAGUGCCUGGGCGGCCGCGGCGGCGCAAUGCCGCUAUGGGGACCUGGCAAGCCUGCACGGCGGGGGUGCCUCAGGACCGGGCUCAGGCUCACCCUCAGCCACCUCCUCCUCUUCCUGGCACACUCUCUUCACAGCCGAAGAAAGCCAGUUGUAUGGGCCCUGUGGCGGAGGUGGGGGAGGCAGCGCAGGCGAGGCAGGGGCUGUAGCACCAUACGGCUACACUCGGCCACCUCAGGGGCUGGCUGGCCAAGAAGGCGACUUGGCGAUACCCGAUAUCUGGUAUCCUGGCGGCGUGGUGAGCAGAGUGCCCUAUCCAAGUCCCAGUUGUGUCAAAAGCGAGAUGGGCCCCUGGAUGGAGAGCUAUUCUGGACCUUAUGGGGACAUGCGUUUGGAACCUACCAGGGACCAUGUUCUCCCCAUCGACUAUUACUUUCCACCCCAGAAGACCUGCCUGAUUUGUGGAGAUGAAGCUUCUGGCUGUCACUAUGGAGCUCUCACUUGUGGAAGCUGUAAAGUCUUCUUUAAAAGAGCUGCUGAAGGGAAACAGAAGUACCUGUGUGCCAGCAGAAAUGAUUGCACCAUUGAUAAAUUCCGAAGGAAAAAUUGUCCAUCUUGUCGCCUCCGGAAAUGCUAUGAAGCAGGGAUGACACUGGGAGCUCGGAAACUGAAGAAACUUGGUAAUCUGAAACUACAAGAGGAAGGGGAGGCUUCCAGUGCCACCAGCCCCACUGAGGAGCCAGCCCAGAAGCUGACAGUGUCACAUAUUGAAGGCUAUGAGUGUCAGCCCAUCUUUCUGAAUGUCCUAGAAGCCAUUGAGCCAGGCGUAGUGUGUGCCGGACAUGACAACAACCAGCCUGACUCCUUUGCGGCCUUGCUUUCUAGCCUCAAUGAACUAGGCGAAAGACAGCUUGUACAUGUGGUCAAGUGGGCCAAGGCUUUGCCUGGUUUCCGAAACUUGCAUGUGGAUGACCAGAUGGCAGUCAUUCAGUAUUCCUGGAUGGGGCUUAUGGUGUUUGCCAUGGGCUGGCGGUCCUUCACCAAUGUCAACUCCAGGAUGCUCUACUUCGCUCCGGACCUGGUUUUCAAUGAGUACCGCAUGCAUAAGUCCCGAAUGUACAGCCAGUGUGUCCGGAUGAGGCAUCUCUCUCAAGAAUUUGGAUGGCUCCAAAUCACCCCCCAGGAAUUUUUGUGCAUGAAGGCACUGCUGCUCUUCAGCAUUAUUCCAGUGGAUGGGCUGAAAAAUCAAAAAUUCUUUGAUGAACUUCGAAUGAACUACAUCAAGGAACUUGAUCGUAUCAUUGCAUGCAAGAGAAAAAAUCCCACAUCCUGUUCAAGGCGCUUCUACCAGCUCACCAAGCUCCUGGACUCUGUGCAGCCUAUUGCACGAGAACUGCAUCAGUUCACUUUUGACCUGCUAAUCAAGUCCCAUAUGGUGAGCGUGGACUUUCCAGAAAUGAUGGCAGAGAUCAUCUCUGUGCAAGUGCCCAAGAUUCUUUCCGGGAAAGUCAAGCCCAUCUAUUUUCACACACAGUGAAACUUUGGAGGCCCCCAUUUUCUCACCCUACCCCACUCCCUUUUUUCAAAUAUCUUCUGCCUGUUUUAAUUCUGCACUACUUCUCUGCUGUGCCUUGGAGAAUUUCCUCUAUUGAUGUACACAGUCUGUCAUGAAGAUGUUCCUGAGUUGUUUUUGCUGGGCUUUUUUCCCUUUUCCUCCUUUCUUUUCUUUCCCUCCCUCCCAUGGCACUUUCUGACUCUACUUCUGCUGUGGCUCUUAUCUGUGUUUUGAAUGCCAUUGUAUUUCUUCAAAUCUAUGAUGAUCCUCAUGUGGCACAGUGUCAAGUUGUGCUUGUUUAUAGCACUGUGCUGUGUGCCAGCUACACAAACGUUUACUCACCUAAUGCCACGUGAAGUUUAGAGAGCUAAGAGUAUCUGGGAAAACAAAAGGCAAACAAACAAAAACAAAAGCAAAACUUACUAGGAUUUUUCGCUCUUAAAAAAUAUGAAAACAAACAAAUUCCCAAAGAGGCCAACAAUAACUAGAAUAAGGUGAAAAUUGCAAGCCCAUAGGGAGUCAUUGCUUUUUUUCCCCAAACCCUCUCUGCCUGGGAGACUUUAUUUUCUGCCAAUGGCUAUUGCCAUUAGAGGGCAGGGUGACCCCAGGGCUGGUGGGAGGGGGGAGCAGAUUUAAGAGAGGACAGAGAGGACAGAUGGAUCACCAGUACCUGCCCACAGCCUUGGCCCCUGAGGGCUAGACUUCUCAACUGCAGUACAAUUUAUGGCACUGAAAAAUGUGCUUCUUGUUAGAAAACUUGUCUGUAUGUGAAUGCCUCCCCCCACCAGUCUCAUUUCUCUCUUAUCCUCUGCCUCCACCCUCAAACUGACUUUCAAUAGCCUUUCUAAGAGCUUUGAACUGAAUGUUCUCUUUAGCCAAAACUUGGCCACUUCCACUGUAGAAUCAGACCAGCGAGAAGGAGAGGAGAUAUCUGACCUUUUGGAACGCCCCAUUAUGAUCCAGGUCUGCUUUCCCAUUUAUGGCUCAGGGAGGAGCUUGGGGCUGGAGGCAAAGGAAAAGGAAGUGGUGGCUUGACUGUUCUCCUGCUUAGGGCACUGAAGAUUUGAUCCCUUUUUGCCUCUACUUUUAAAAGAACUGAAUGUUCUCUGACUGACCCCAUGCAGCUGCAAGCACCAUCCACCCACCCUUCAGGGUUUUGUGGGCCUGAACUUCACCAGACUGUAUUACAGCCACAGUGGUGAAGCUUGUCUACUUCUUUGGGCAUGUUCACAGACUCUCUGCUAAGAACCCCCACCACCAAGAAAACUAGCAAGCCAGCAUCUUAACAUCUACACCUAGAUGCCAGUAGGCUCAAAGACUUGUUACCAAAUGUCUGUCAUCAACUAUGAGAUUUUUGGAUCUCUUAGACAAACUGGAAAAAAGGUAUCAAUGGGAUUGGACAAGCUGUGCAUCUUGCCCUCAUCCCCUAGAGAUAACACCUUCCCACCAAAUGGAUAAAUGCCUACUUCCUCCUUCAGAGCAACUAAAGGGGUCACACAGAUCAGGGUUGAAAAUAAAAUUCAAUUGCCAAGGUGGGAAGAAUGAAGACACUAAAACUAGAAACCCUGUAAAUGCUCUCCUUGCCACCCAGCAUAUCCACCUUCAAAAGUCAUGGGAAGAAGAGAGAAGAAAUCAAGAGGAGACUGACUACUAAAUUAAAAGUCUUCAGAAGCAAAAUCUAAAACCAGAUGGACACCAUCUGGUGAUUUUGCUCAUCGUCCUCCUCUGCUGCUGAUUCUGGGCUCUGACAUUGGCCAUACUCAGACACCCCACCUUUAUUGCUGCCUCUCAGUCAGAGGAAACUGAAACAUUGAGACUACAAAACCAUGGCCUCCUUUGGAAAGGUCUGGUUGAUAUGGCUCCUUAUGGGCUGCCACCUAGGAACUCGAGGUGUGUUCCUGGGAUACUGGUUUUGUACAGUCCUUUGGCACACCUCUGUUCUGUUGACUUUGUCCCCUAAUCGUAAGUACAGGGGAAUAUCCACCUACGUUCUCAUCUUGGCCACUGCCUCCUCACUAAGCUCUUCAAUUCAUCUGAUAAACUGAAGAAAUUAGGGGCCAGUCACCAAGCUGCCCAUUUCAGUUGGUUCAUUCAACUUGUUGAGAAGAUAGUUUUUAAGUGACAUGAUAUGAUCUACAUGACUUUCCUCCUCUGAUUUCUGUUGAUAUUAAUAGCCAAAUGAACUUGCAAAACAGCUUCUUUAAAUAACAAGGGAUAGGGGAACCUAAGAUGGGUGAUAUACCAUUCUAUGACUGCUGCACAAAGCUAAAGCCAACAGGUUCUCUUACUGGGGUAGGAUAGACAAAUUCUGGUUGAUAUUUGUUUCGACACUAUUUGUUUUAUGUAAGCUCACAGGAUCACUUUUAGCUGUUUUAAAAAGAAAAAAAAAUCAACCACUCUUUUCAUUUAAACUAGAUUACCUUUCAGUAGUUCCUUUACAUCUGUUUUGAAAUUAUUUUCAUCUUUUGUGGCAUGUGUAUUCAAUUUUAUCAUUCUAAUACUUCUUGUAAAUACUAUAUGCUCUCCUUUUCAUUUCUGGGGCUAUCAAAAUUUUCAUCUUUACGGAUUUCCCAAUUGUGACUCUUGUCUUUAUGAAUAUAUGUUUUGUAAUUGCUAAAGCCAAAAAUCAAUGAAACAGCAGUGUAAGUAAUUAAAAGCAUAAACAACUGGAUUACUCCAAAUCUCCCAAUGGCAAGACGAGGGAAAAAUGGCCUGAACAAAUAUUUAGGCCUACUGUUUUUGCACUGGAGUUUCAAUGAGCAAAGGAAAUUUUAGCUUGUCUUUGUCUCCCAAAGAUGAAAGUGGGAUAUUUUUUCCUUUGGCCAUUAAUGUUCCAGCCAGUGUAAUUGACUAAUUGACACAAGUCACAUUUUGCAUGCACUCUGUUCUAUAAACAGAGUUGAUGUGGUUGUUACACUGUGCUCACCCUGAAGGAUUGGCUACCCAUACCCACUCACCUCGUGAGUUUGAAGAUCUUCAUCUUCACUCACCAGAUGAGUCAAGGGGACUAUCUCCAAAGAGGUUUGUAGUACUCAAUGGGGAUGGAGAGUGAGGAAGAGAAAAAGAAUGAGCACCAUUGAGAAGGCUCUGUCUGUGCUGGGCAGCAGACAGCUGCCAAGGUCACAAACUCUGUGGUGAAAGAAAAGAGUCGUGUGGCAAUUUCAGCUCUUGUUCAUUGGGCAGCUUGCCUAGGCCUGGCCUCUGAGUUGAAAUGUGGGUUGUGUUCUUUGUUCCAUUGCUUUUCUAUGCCACAGACAGUAUCUUUGUUCUUGGAGAGGUCAUUAUUUUUUUAAUGAGAAAGGGAUUUUUGAAGGAUUCUGUCAUAUAACUUUGAAAAAGAAAAACAGUAAUACAUAUAUUUUUAUAUAUGUUCACUGACACUAAAAAGUGUUGGGGGGAGCUUCAAUCUGUCCUUUGGAUAUUUGCUGAGAUGAUUGUCCAGGUUGAGAAAUAAUAUGCUGAUGCUAGAGUCCCUCUCUGCCAUACUCUACUUCUAAAUACAUAUAUGCAUAUAUAGCAAGAAGUAUUCUAUUUGUACUUCAAGAGAAAAUAGGUCCACCAUCCACAUGAUACUGACACUACACAAAUGACAUAAAUUUAAGCAUCAAGUAGCUUUUAAGUGCUCAUUUCAUUAGGCACAGCACAGGCAUGGCCUUGCCCUCUUUUCUCCUUUGAUAUUCAACACAGCACAAAAGACCAGGCCACUCCCUCUACCCUAUCCCAGUCUUGUGCUACAGGGUUGUACUUCAUGAGACUCUCUUCAGACAGCCCAAUAACUAUCCCUGCAUGGUCCCUGCAUGGCCCUGGGAAAACAAUAGGUUGACUACUAGUUGUCAUAUACCAGUUGCCUAAGUAAGAGAGUACUGGGCCAACGGAGUGACCUUCAUGCUCAACCACCUAUAGGGGUCAUGGAAAUCAGGGAUGCUAAAACAUAGGAUCCAAUCCCAAACUUAAGUCAAAAUAAGCCAUUUAGCAUGUGCAAUUUCUUCUAAAAGGAAGUUUCUACCCCCACUGCCUUUUAUAGGCAGGUCUACUCUCACCACAAUCUCUUUGAAAAAUCUUUGAAAGCAGUUUAAAAAAAAAGACAAAGAGAUGAAAACAUCACAUUAUGUAACCAAAGAUUACACUGUAUCUGCUAAGAUACCAAAUUUUUUAAGGGCAGGGAAGGAACAAGAAUUAGUGCCUCUUUGGUAAGCUAUCCAAAGACAGACUAAAGGACUUUGCUGGUGACUGACUUAUAAGAGUUCUGUGGGGUUACCCCCCACACAAUAUAUACAUUUAGAAGAGUGGAAGAUAAUUUUGAAAAAAAAUGGGAUUAUGGGUCCUUCACUAAGUGAUUUUUAUAAGCAGAACUAGCUUUCCUUUUCUCUAGUAGUUGCUGAGCAAAUUCUUAAAGCUCCAUCAUUACAUGAUUGGAAAUGGAGCUGUCUUGGCCACUGUAUUUUCUAGUGCCGAUGUUAGCAUAUCUGAAGAGGUCAAGCCCUUACUGAGAAGGGGAGCAUAUAAAGGACUAGAUUUUGCACUAGAGGGGACAGCAGGCAGAAAUUCUCAUUUCUGCCCACUUUGAAUGGCACAAAAAAGUUCUCUGCAUUUUAAGGCAGAAGGUUGAAAUAUAUUGUAAAUGAGUAUUUGUAUCCAUGUUUUCAAAACUGAAUUAUAUAUAUAUAGAUAUAAUGUGUUAUAGCUUUAUCUUUCUCUGCACCUUUAUAUUUGGUUCCAGGUCAUAAUUGAUACCAUGUACUUGUGAGAGAAGCCACAGCUACAUCUUGGAAGCUCUCUCAGAAUUGAAAAGACACCUGGGUUGAUCAGAUAACUAAAAGAUAUCUGCUUCUAUUGAGGCCAGACCCACAGGCCUUGCAAAGGAGCUGAGGGGGGAAAAGGGUAGGGUACAUGAUGUAUUGCACUUUACUAGCCCAAGACAGAUGAAUGUGUAAAGGGUGGCGAAGUCUCAUUGGAACUUAUUGGGAUUUACCAUGGAGAAGGCCCAGACUUCCGGCCAAAGGCCAACGCAAAUAAUUAGCCAGUGGCCCUCUAAUGGGACCUGUGCAGUUGGAAGAAGGAAGGGUACUUUUUGUUCAUUGCCAUCCUUGUGAGAAAAGGGCAGUUUCCUGCACUUGGGAACCUGGAGCAAGUGCUCCAUUUCAAACAAUUCACUCACCUGCGAUUGAGGUGCUCUUGCUACUGGGUGUCUAUGUGCUCUAAUUCUGGUUUUGGAUAUGUUCUGUAAAGAUUUUGACAAUGAAAAUGUGUUUUUCUCUGUUAAAAAUUAUUAAUGUAUUAGAAGUAGUAUCUCUGUAGGUACAGGUCCAUCUCUGCCCACAGGUAGGGAUGUUUUUCUUCAAUUAAGAGAUUGACACUGGGGUCUGUUGCCCAGAGCCUCCCAAUUCUUAACCAUUUCUAGGUGAAGGCAGAAAAAUCCACAUUAGUCACUUCUCUUCAGAUACUUCAGCUGAGGUAAAAACAAAACAAAACAAAACAAAACAAAAACAAAAACAAAAAACAAAAAAAAACCACUUGGAAUGUUCCCCCCCCCCAAAAAAAUGAGUGGUAAAAAAUUUAACAGUUAGAGUCUUAAAGGGAAAAAUAGCUUUUGACUCAGCUUUGACCCCCUAUUAGAUUUGGCCAGGAAACAGGUAAUAUGCAUCGAUUGGUUUCCAGCCCUAAUUCAGUAUAGCAGAGGUGCUGGUUCUCUUCCUUAUGCUACUUCUCUCUUAGCUUUUUAUGGAAUUAAAUGACAAGCUCUGGUCUCAGUAGCCCUGUGACCUAAAACAGUUCCCAUAUGCACUAUUUAACAAGGCUAUCAUGAGCUACAGAUUCCACUGGCCACACACCAAAGACUUGUCCUUACACACGUCCCGAAGGAAAGACAAUUCUGAAAUGCUGCUGUUUCUCUGGUGGUGCCCUCUCGGGCCGAUGUUUCACAUUUUGGAACUCUGUUUCCUGCACAGCAUAUAGGCCGGCCUGCAGUCUCUUCCAACUUUAGCCCUUGGUGCUAAUUGUCCUGCAGUGAAGUGCCUGUGGGAUUGCCCUAUCCCAUAAGCCACUCAGGUGCUGAGAGUAGCCACCAUCGGGAUGACUCAAGCUUAAAAAAAAAAAAAAAGUCCCCUCACCACUCAGUGACACCUUUCUGCUUUCCCCUAGAGUGGAACAUUGAUUAGGGAGUGCCUUGGACAUAACAUUCUUAUGCUGUCCUUCAGAUUAAUUUGGCAGCAGGAGGGAGCAGACUAUGUAACCAGAUGUAAGAACUAAUUUUAAUGUUGAGUGAUAAAAAUUAAAGAAAUCAUAUAAAGAUUUUUAAGGAAACAUUAAUUUUGCUUGAAUCUUCUUUUGAUGGGGCUUCAGUUCUCACAGAAGUACUUGGCCUGCACUGGGCAGCAGGACCAGCCCCAAACGCUAGUGUUCUAUUCUCUUUUUGUAAUCUUGGAAUCUUUUGUUGCUCUAAAUACAAUUAAAAAUGGCAGAAACUUGUUUGUUGGAA